UUUAAAAUUGUUCGUUAUAUUGACGCUAGAUGGCGAAAACCAAUUUCUAAAGGACUUUAUUCAAAUUAGAACCAAACGUGAUAAAGGUUGAAGCAGCCCAUGCACAGUACGUCUACGACUAUAGCCCCUCCAUUUCUUGCUAAAAAUUUGAACUAGCAAAGACCCAAAGUCUUUUCUGCUAACAGCAAACCUGGCCACGUGAGCUCGAAAUAACCUUAAAUUUGUUCCAUCUUAUCGGAUGACGAGAACUAGUAGGUGGACACUACCGAUCUUUGCGGCUCUGCAGGAUCUAACUCGGCUGGACAAUUCUUUUGUGAUAUCAAAAAGAGAUUGGACCCAUUUCGACUGUCGCACUACAUCGGUCAGAAACGAACUCAAAAUUACGCCGAGACCAGAGGGAAAAAAUGAAUUGUCAUCGGGUGGACCAGAUGUCGCCAACAAUAAGACGGAACAUGCGGUUCUUGCGCAAUGUGUUGUCGUGCCGGACGACUGACUGAUUACAAACCCGCGUGAUAAUUUUGUCAUUUUCUUCCCGCCCUCAAAAAAGGGAAAAUGAAAGUGAUUCAUCUCUACAUUUUUGGGCCCACCGGAUUCAUCCAGACCGCACCGUGCAGCGCCAAAAAGGAGAUAGGACAACAAUCGCCAGUUUGGUCGCCGAUCUUGUCGGAACCCUUUCCCGUGUGGAUUCCUGAUUCUGCUACCACUUGACAUCAAAUUGUGUUUGCUCUUCAGUUGCGUCCUGUUGAAGACCGAAUAUUAAAAAAAUAAAAUUUAAAAAACUAUACGCGACCCUCCAAUAAACCGUUCGGGCUGCCAUCUCUCUACCUCUUCAUAAUGAUGACCAAUAAUAAAAGAAGAAAAGGCGACAAAAAAAAAAGAAAGGGAGAGAACGUUCUCGCGUGCGGAGAACUGUGGCCGGGCACAUUCAACAGGUCAAUUUUCGGGGAAACGAUGCGGCUGCUCUAUUUUUGGCCGGCAGGUUGGCACAGCGUCAAUUUUUCCUAUUCGCCGCGUCAGCUCACAAAAAAAGGACGGACGUUAGCAACAUGGACUGUAUAAUCUCUAAAAGGUGUGGAAGCAGGUGAAGAAGAGGACGAGCUGAGUAGCGAUUCCAGCCGAAUGAUCAGCAUGGACGUGAACGGCCCUGGUGGCAUGGGUCCGCAGGGCUCGCAACAGCAACAACAGCAGAUGCAUCAGCAGUCGCAAAUGAUGCACAUGUCAUCCGGCGGAGGCAGCGGAAGCGGUGACGAUUCCAAGAAAAAACUGUACCAUUCUUCUGGAACAGGUCACGGUGGCGUCAACCAGUUGGGUGGCGUCUUCGUUAACGGCCGGCCAUUGCCCGACGUUGUGCGCCAGAGGAUCGUCGAGUUGGCCCACAACGGCGUCCGGCCCUGCGACAUCUCUCGCCAGUUACGAGUCUCCCACGGCUGCGUCUCCAAGAUACUGUCCAGAUACUACGAAACUGGUAGCUUCAAGGCGGGCGUGAUUGGCGGGAGCAAACCCAAGGUGGCCACGCCCCACGUCGUCGACGCCAUCGCCGACUACAAGCGGGAGAAUCCCACCAUGUUCGCCUGGGAGAUACGCGACCGGCUCUUGGCUGAAGGCAUUUGCAAUCAGGAGAAUGUUCCCAGCGUCAGCUCCAUAAACAGGAUUGUGCGGAAUAAAGCGGCGGAAAAGGCGAAGUCGGUCAGUCAUCACGGACAUGGACACGGUCAUGGACACGGAGGUCACGGAGGUCAUGGCGGCAAUAGCGGCGGAGGCAGCAACAGCGGCCCCGUGAGCCCAGUCUCGUCUCAAACGGCUUCGGUCAUCACUCACGGAUCGACCGCAUCGACUGGCAACAACCAACACCAACAACACGCCAUGCAACAACAGCAGCAUGUUUUACCGCCGCACGACUCGCCUCACCAACGGCCCGGCUCUUACAGCAUCAACGGCAUCUUAGGCAUCCCGCAGACCGACCCCAACGGCAACAUAAAGCGGAAGCGAGACGAUCACGAUGAUAUUCGCGAGCUCAAUGGCCACGCAAAUCAAGACGAAGAGAUUAAACGUCAGCGGUUGCAUUACGGCAGCGAUCAACUUUAUAGCAUGUGGCCGACCAAGUGGGGUACUAGUUUGAAGGACGACAAACUCCUUCCGGACAUUGGCAGCGUGACCGGAGUGGUCAGCUCGCCGACGGGUAGUAAUAACGUCAGCGGAUCGCCUUACUCUUUGCCCAGUUUCGUGACGGAUCAUCAGCAACAACAGCACCAGCAACAACAACACGGCGUGGGACAACAGCAAUCGGGCGGUGGCGGCCAAAACGGCUCCAACAACGGAGGCCCAGGCAACAACCCCAACGCCUUUAAUGGCGUUGUGACGUCGAGCAGUUCGGGCGAUCCACUUUACGACACCAUUAGCACAAUGACGCAAGCUCAGAGCACGUCCAUCUACACUCCGCCCCUGGGCACAUCACUUGGCAGUGGCUCUUUGACACCUUUAACGCCCAUCAGCAUGCAGGACAUAAAGGCUCACAUGUUGACGCCGAAUGGGGUCGACACGUCGCUCCAGUACCAACAAGACGGCAUCGGUGGUCUUUCGGUCUGCACUGCAGGUACUGGCGGGUACGCUAGUUCUGGGCUUGCUGGGCCUACUGGGCUUGGUGGUGGCGCUGGGCACCACCAUCACUUACUAGCUCACAACUCUUCGCCACUGCCGGGCAGCACUUGCCUGAUCCAGCAUCAGCAGCACCACCAAUGCACGACAACGACAACGGCGUCGUCCAUGUCGGACGGCGGCCAUGAUGUCCAUCCUCAUCAUCACAUGGACAUGGACAUGGAUCAAGCGGCCUCUCACGGCUUUUGUGCCGCCGUCUACCGGACGAUGGCCCAGACGCCGACCGAGUCGCCUCCGCAGCACCACCACAACCAUCACAACAACAAUAACAACAACAAUCACCAUCACAACCUACAGCAGAGCAUCGAGGAGCACGAGGAGCAGGAGAAGGCGGGACGGACUAUCUUGUCCUCGCCUCCUCCCGCUUCCUCCGCCCCGAUCGCCUCCUCUCGUUCCGCCUCCGCUCUCACGCUGCUCCAGCCCAUUGCGGCUGCCGUGGCAGCGGCGGCGGCGGCGUCUUACACUUUACCCAGUCUCAUGGCACCUUACCCUACCACCACAGCUGCAGUGGGUGGAGGUGGCGUCGGUGUUGGCGGUGGCGUUAUGCCCGGAUCCGAGUACUCGUACACGUCACACCACUACAGCCAGUAUGCUCCAUCGCCGUAUGGUAGUUACGGUUACAGCGCCGGGACCGGUGGGCUUCUCACCAAGUGACCUGACUGAUAAAGAUUCCGGCAACAGCGUCCGGGGGGCCCGUUGUAGAUCGGCCGAAAUGGACGGUUCAACCCAAUCCAGAUAAGCGGCUCGUUUGUUACGUUGUUUCUCACGAGUGUUACACACUUGACAGAAAGUGUCGGUAAGAAAAGGAAAAAAACAAAACAAAAACAAAACAAAAAAAUCUGACUGUCAACCCCAAAGUUCAACUUUAAUAAUCAUAACCCAUAAAUCCUCUCCUUGUAUCCGCCACCACCAAAAGCCAAUGUCUUUUCUUUUUUGCGUGUAUUGUCCAGUUGAUUUCCCCCUCUUCCCCAUUAAUGAGGAUUAAGUGAUUGGCGAUUUGAUGACGUAAAUUCACUGUAUCAAGUGAAGUGACAAUCACACGUCGUCAAUCACAUCUGAAAAACGGCGUCGGUUUUGUAGUUUCGACGCGUCCCCUAGUCUCCACCGAGCUGAGCCUUAAAAAUAUGAUGUCUACUACACACACACACAGAUACACACCUGAUUGUCGUCGAUUGAUGAGGUUAUCGAGAGAUCAUUGAUCGCAUUAAUGAGUAAUGACAAGCUUCGAUUAGAUUUCGUGUGACUCGUAAGUUUAAUUUUCAUUCAUGCUGAUUCAAGUAACUUUUGCGGAAGGACAAAAAAAAAAUCAAUUUCGAGUGGAUGAGGUCCCCGGCGAUCUCAAAAGUUGAAGAGGAAAAAAAAUCACUAGGAGAUGAGAGGUUGAAAUGUGUAGGCUGUCGGACUAAGAGCAAAAGGGGAUGAAUUGGUUUUCAUCACGGUCAUCGUCAUUCAGUUUGUUAUACAAAUGCGAAAGUUCUCUUAUCUGAUUGUUGAACGUUUUGCAGGCGUGUACAUGGGAAUCCUGGUGUGUUUUUUAUGUGUUGGUGUUUAUGAGUGAACGAGAGAUUGGUGGACGGAAUAGCAACAAUGUCGUUCAACAGAUCUCGAAAUUUCAUUUUUUUCUUUCUUCUUUUUUAUUCGUUUUUCCCUUCUCACCUAUUGAUUAUAGUUUGAUCGUCAAUGGGAAUUAUACGGUGAUUGCAAUGGGCGUUUACUAUUCUCACGCUCCGUUGUACGCAACCACCCGUUUUCUUUCGACCCCACCUUCUUCUUUUCUUCUCAAAAUUACUUUUGCCGAUUGUUUUGAUACCAAAGAGGUCGUUUGCAAUAUCUCCCCUUACUUUGUACACAUCUCUCUAAUAGGCUUCAAGUUCUUAUAUUGUCUAUAAUCUCCAAUUUAUUUUCAACCGUUUUUUUAUUUUCAUCUCCCUCUUUUUAUUAAGAUAUACAUAUAUUAUAUACAAAAAUAAGAACGAAUUUUAAUUUGAAGAAAAGGACAAAAAAAUUAUUAUUAUAGAAAUCAUGUAUUUUUCCGUUUUCUUCUUCGUAUCAUUUCAUUCAAAAAAUUUGUUUUUCUUAUUUUUGUAUUAGCGUCUCAUUGGAAAUUGGCGGAAGGUUGUUCUCAUUAUCUCACCUCUCGUUAUUGAAGUUGUCAUGCUUCGUUUAGAUUGGGCUACUCCUCAAUGCCGACUUUCUUUUUUAAUUCGUCUCUCUCUCUCUUUCUCUCCCCAUAUGUGUGUGUAUGUUUGCGAGUGUGAAAGUAUUUCGGAAAAUCGAAAAAAACAAGUUUUUCUUUUUUUGAUUUAGUGACAUUUUGCUCUUACAUUAGUGUCUCCUUUCUCUACAUAUUCGAUUUUAUUACAUCACUAUACAGUACAUAUUACAGCAUAUUAUUAUCAUGAUUAUCCCAUCAGCGGCCGGUUGUGUGCGUGUGUGUGUGUGUUUAUUAUAUACCCAGCAACAUCAACCUUUUAUUUUGAAUGCGAAAAAGUUUGUUUGUAUGUAAAAUCGGAAAGAUGCUGUGUACUACUACCCCGAUGCCGCCGCUUUGUACGUGUGUGUGUGCCUGUGUGUGUGUGUAGCUGGCGUAGCCCUCAAAUAAAAAACAAUGGAAUAUCCUGUCAA
Messenger RNA from Daphnia magna, 5280 nucleotides. RefSeq names its product paired box protein Pax-8 (gene sv). Gene Ontology annotation, biological process: anatomical structure development; regulation of transcription by RNA polymerase II. NCBI's taxonomy places the organism in Eukaryota, Metazoa, Arthropoda, Branchiopoda, Diplostraca, Daphniidae. The record is from RefSeq and is a predicted model, not a curated record. The transcript has 14 exons. Bases 1120 to 3309 code for a protein of 729 amino acids. Gene Ontology annotation, molecular function: RNA polymerase II cis-regulatory region sequence-specific DNA binding; DNA-binding transcription factor activity, RNA polymerase II-specific.